Magallana angulata is the source of this 5466-nucleotide messenger RNA. RefSeq lists its product as uncharacterized. The record is from RefSeq and is a predicted model, not a curated record. Bases 1074 to 2741 code for a protein of 555 amino acids. The transcript is spliced from 2 exons. NCBI's taxonomy places the organism in Eukaryota, Metazoa, Mollusca, Bivalvia, Ostreida, Ostreidae. Gene Ontology annotation, biological process: DNA integration; DNA recombination. Gene Ontology annotation, molecular function: DNA binding; hydrolase activity, acting on ester bonds.
CCUCGGCCGAGUGAACACAGAAAUUGAGUAGCGGAAAAAAUCAAAUACCAUCAUUGAGAGAAUGAGCACUGGAAUGUUGAGAGCGGGAUCGUCUCGCUGAUCGAAAACAAAGUCCCCUUACGCGAGACCUGCUCGAUCAACACGAUCCAUGCCGGCCACGGACCAAGCACGUGGCCCCGCACUGGCCACAGACCAAGCACGUGCUACAGACCCCACCCUGCCCACAGAUCAAGCUACGACGUCAAGUGUCCAAAACAUCCCCCAAGUUCCAAGCAGUGUCCCUAAUGCCUGUGGAAUGUAUAGCUCACCGCCUGCGCAGAUGUCAACUAUGCCUGCGUUGGAGCCUCAACACAGUCAACCGCAAGGAACCAGUAUGUCUACUGUAACAUCACCUCUGGUGGCUCAACACGGUACGCAUAUUAAUCCGCUAGUUAGCAUUACAUCUGAUCUUGGUGCUAAUGUUUUACUGUCAACACAAGAAAAAAUUUGGAAUAAUGAAUACAUUGAUCUAGCAAAGUUAUUGCAUUCAGACCCUGCAGCUGAAAAUCAACAGCUUCUUGUAUUAGAAGAUGGGCAAAUUAAGAUUACAAACAAAUCAAAAGAUAAGAAAAUAGCUUCCAUUUCCGAAUGGACAGAUGCAAUUUUAAUUUAUGCUGCUAUAUAUCUGAAAAGGUUUCCCCAGCAUGUCCAGGGUAUAAUCAAGUAUAUAAGUUCAAUAAGACUAGGGGCAUCACGUUCCACAACAAUGGGGUGGAGGGACUAUGACAUACAGUUUCGGUUGAGAAGGGCAAAGAACCAUUUGAUUAAUUGGGAAAACAUUGAUGCAGAAUUGUGGUUAUUAUAUAUGGGUCAGGGAUCUGUGCCUGAACGGAAGCCUGCUUAUAGCUUGCACCAGCACAAGCGCUGUUAUGAUUUCAAUUUGAAGGGUUCCUGUCUCAAAAGAGACUGUAGAUUUUCACAUAAUUGUCUUAAAUGUGGUCAAAACCACCCCUCCAUUACCUGUUCCAAUAUUCAAACCACCCAUAAUACUAGUAUGUCCAAAAAGGUUUCCCACAGUGUAGGUCAACAAGGCAAUGCCAAUUUUCAUGCGACUAGAUUUCCGAGGCCAUUUCGUCAAUAAGCAUUCAAGUCUUUGGGAUUUAGGUUACACCCCAGUCAAUGUUUCUGCAUUAACCACUUUGUUACAAAACUAUCCAAACAAAACUGUAGCAGAUCAGCUGUUACAUGGGUUUACAUUUGGUUUUUCAUUGAAUUAUACGGGUCCAAGGGGUCCUGUAUCUUGUAAAAAUAUGGUGUCUGCUUCAGAAAAUAAAGACCAAUUGUUAGGUAAAUUGAACAAAGAAAUACAAUUAGGUCGCAUUGUUGGCCCAUUUGAUGUCCCGCCAUUUAAAAACUUUCAUUGCAGCCCAAUAGGAGUUUUACCAAAGAAACAAGGUGGCUUUAGGUUAAUUACCAAUUUAUCUGCUCCUCGCGGAAAUAGUAUUAAUGAAUUCAUUGAUCCUGAAAUCUGCAGUGUCAACUAUUCGUCAUUUGAUCAAGCUGUUAACAUGGUACAAAACCUUGGUGCAAAUGCACAGUUAGGAAAAAUGGAUAUUUCUAAUGCUUUUAGAUUGUUACCAAUAAGACCAGAGGAUUUUAGUCUUCUCGGUUUUAAGUUUCUUGACAAAUACUAUGUAGAUAAGUGCUUACCAAUGGGUUGUGCCAUAUCAUGUGCAUUGUUUGAGAAAUUUUCUACUUUCUUACAUUGGUCAGUAGAACAGCAUAGUAACUUAAAUUCCAUUGUUCAUUAUUUAGAUGACUUUUUGUUUGCUGGAGCUCAAGGGACAGGCAAUUGUUCAAUAAUAAUGGAUAGUUUUCAGCAAAUUUGUUACAGGUUAGGUGUUCCUUUAUCAGAUGAAAAGACUGAGAGUCCAACAACUUAUAUUGUAUUUUUAGGUUUAGGUUUAGAUUCAGUUAGUACAUCAAUUUUCAUUCCAAAAGAGAAAGUUGAAGCAUUAAAGAAAGAUAUACUUCAAAUUCAAGGAAAAUCCAAAGUUACUUUGAAACAGCUUCAAUCAUUAGCAGGUUCAUUAGCUUUUGUAACGAGGGCCUUACCGGCCGGUAGGACAUUUACAUGUCGCAUUUAUGGGCUUAUGUCUGGUGUUUCUAAACCAUAUCAAUUUGUACGCCUGACAAGAGAAAUACAUAGUGAUCUUCAGAUGUGGUUGAAAUUUCUUAAUGAAUUCAAUGGAACUACAAAAUUUCCAGAUUUACAUUGGGAAUCUGAUAAAAACUUGCAUUUUUAUUCAGAUACUUCAGGGUCAGUAGGAUGUGGGGUGAUUUUUGGAAGUUCUUGGUCUUAUUUAUGUUGGCCAGAGGAGUGGAACACAGUUAUGAGAAAUGAUAUAACUUUCUUAGAGUUUGUCCCUAUAGUUUUAGGAUUUUAUUUGUGGUCUGACAAGUUGCAAAAUAAGAAAUUAAUACUCCAUGUUGACAAUCUAGCCUUGGUAGAAAUUUUGAAUCAUAAAACUUCCAAAAAUAAGAGGGUAAUGACAUUCAUGAGAGAAUUAGUCUUGUUGUCAUUGAAGUUCAACAUUCAGAUUAAGGCAGUUCACAUAAGUGGUUAUAGAAAUGAGAUUGCAGAUUCAAUUUCUCGAUUGCAGUGGCGCAGAUUCAGGCAGUUGGCACCAUGGGCAGACUGCCAUCCUUAUCCAGUACCUACUCAAUUUUGGAGCCUUUUGAAGGGCAUGUCAAUCGUUUAAUUGACGCGAGUCUCUCAAGCAACACAAAGAUUGCUUAUGACAAAGCCAUUAAUGUUUUUCAUGACUUCAGGUUACAGUAUUGUUUACCACCACUUUGGCCACCCCCAGUAGAUCACAUAGUCAAUUUUUUAGCAUUUUUAGCUUCAAAAGACCUUGCAUAUUCGACAGCUAAAGUUUAUUUGUCAGCUUUGAGCCACAAUUUGCAAAUGCUUGGCCUAGACAAUCCACUCAAAACUUUUAUUGUCCAAAAAAUGUUGGCUGGUUUAAGAAAAACUAAGCCUGUGAAAGACAUUAGAAGCCCCAUUACUUAUCAACUUUUGCUCAAAAUAUUGCAGGUUUUACCAACAGUGACAAAAUCUAGGUAUGAGCAUUUAUUGUUUGGAUCUGCUUUUUCAGUUGCAUUUUUCGGUCUUCUCCGCAUUAGUGAGUUAACAUCUGCAUCAAACAACAAUAACAAAAAUGUUAUACAUCUCUCAGAUCUACAAUUAACCAAAGAUACUAUCAUACUAAACCUCCGAUUUUCUAAAACAGAUCAAUGUGGCAAUGGUUUUAUUAUUAAUAUAAACAAAUCAUCAGAGUCAUUAGUAUGUUUUGAAAUCUUGGAGACUUUUCUGCAAUGCAGAUCUAAGGAUGAUGGCCCUUUAUUUUGCCAUUUAAGUGGCAGUCCCCUGUCUUCAUACCAGUUUUCAAGCAUAUUGCACAAAACACUGACAUUUUUAGGUAUUGAAACAAAAACAUUUAAAACACGGUCUUUUAGAAUAGGAGCUGCUACACACAUGUACAUGUUGGGCAUAGCUGAACAAGAAAUUCAAAGAAGGGGGAGAUGGUCUUCAGAUGCAUAUAAGCAUUACCUGAGACCGGAGUUGGUUACAUAUUAACCGUCAAUUUAAUCUGAAUGUUUUACAACUUUAAUUAACAACACCACCAUUUCUGCAGUUUGUUUACUUAUCAAUUCAGCUUGCAACUACUGCUACAUGUAUACAUGCAUUGUUUAUUGUUUAUGAUAUUGUAGAUUCAAUAUGGAUUGUUGGAUCAUCUCUUAUUAAAAGAGCUGAGCAGUAUGCAUCAAUGUCAUCAGAGUUUGGUACAGACCUUUCAUUACCUAAUGUAUCAGUGUUAUGGAAAGGAGUAUCAGGGUUAAGUUUUGACAGUGUUGCCGAUAUUAUUUGUGACUUGCGAUCAAAAUAUCCACAUCCAAGGUUUCUAGUCAUCCAUGCAGGUGGAAAUGACAUUGGUAAAGAUGAUAACCCAUUAUCUAGACAACAAAAGUUUAUAAAAAAAGUUAUGGUCAAUUUGAGUACGGAUAUGCCUUCAACAUGCAUUGUUUGGUCACAUAUAUUACCUAGAUUAUAUUGGCGACAUGCCAUUUCAAACACGGCAGCAGAGACAUCUAGGCUUAGGAUAAAUAGUUCUGUGGCCACCCUUGUUUUGAAGAUAGGUGGUGCUUCAAUUAAAUAUGUUGACAUUAAACCCAAUCAAAGUAAUCUCUUUCUGAAUGACGGGGUUCAUUUGUCGCCUUCGGGCAAUCAUGAAUUUGUGUCAACCAUGCAGUCAGCUCAAAGGCAAUUUAUUGAGGGUAAAAGUUUAUGUUAUCCAAAGAUAUGAUCAAGAGUUAGUCUGGAACUGUUGUGGCUUUUAUUAUGAAUGUGUUGAAAAAUGAUUUUAAUAUGUACAUGUAUAUACACAUUGUUAGGUCGAUAUAUGUGAAUGUUGCUAUGGAAGCUUUAAAUGGUCAAAAUUAAACCGCUGUGAUGGCGGUUGGAUUUCAUUCUGCAUGAAAUCCAAUUGGCGCAAUUUUGACAUAUAACCAUUUGCUGAGGGAUACUGUUGUCUCCAGGUCCCCCAGCUCUGAUAUGGUUUGUUGAAUGAAUAAUUUGUGAAUGCUAUGCUGCCAAAAGCUUACAAGUGGUAAGAUCGGCGCAUAGAGUAUGAACAUGCAAGUGGCAUGUUAACUGUGAAUGUUGAUAUGAAUAAAAAGCCAUGACAGUUCCGCCAUAUAUGUGUUUGAGUAAUUUUUACUUAUGUCAGAGGUGAUGUUGGAUUAAAUACAAAUUCAAUUGAAGAUCAAUGAAUGCACAAUAUAUAUAUAUAUGUAUAAUUGUGCAAGAGUGGUUCAAUAUUUAUGCAUUUCGAAAUAAUCAAAUUUAUCCCUUACAGAUAAAUACAGUUAUUGAGAAUAAAUUAGGUAAUUUAAAUCUAACAAAAUAUCAAAUUUUUCCGGAAUUUUUUGUUCUAUACAUCAUGACUGAUACUUUAUUUAUUCCUGAGCAUGCGCUCUUGGCCUUUUCAUUUUAAUCCUCGGCCGAGUGAACACAGAAAUUCCCUCCCACCCCUCCCCUAGAUAUUAUGGUUGGUUUGAACAUCUAUAUACCUUGUUUUGUACGUUUUGCAUAGCUAUUCAGAUACUUUUUGCUGCUGUGAAUUUUUUUCAAUUCCAGAUAUCGUCAUGGCGUUUAAAAAGUUUGAAAAGAAAUCCAUGGUUGUGGUGAUGAGGACAGAUACAUUGAUGAGAGUGUUGGCGCAAUUUUGACAUAUAACCAUUUGCUGAGGGAUACUGUUGUCUCCAGGUCCCCCAGCUCUGAUAUGGUUUGUUGAAUGAAUAAUUUGUGAAUGCUAUGCUGCCAAAAGCUUACAAGUGGUAAGAUCGGCGCAUAGAGUAUGAACAUGCAAGUGGCAUGUUAACUGUGAAUGUUGAUAUGAAUAAAAAGCCAUGACAGUUCCGCCA